Clonostachys rhizophaga is the source of this 933-nucleotide messenger RNA. Lineage: Eukaryota; Fungi; Ascomycota; Sordariomycetes; Hypocreales; Bionectriaceae. The record is from the annotation of a GenBank genome assembly.
AUGACGCAGGCCGUGAAGCGUGCCUGCGAUGCUUGCCAUAGUCGCAAGGUGAAGUGCGAUAGUGUCAACCCAUGCCGCAACUGCGGUCAGGCUCAGCUCUCGUGUACCUACAAUGCGAUCCCCCAGAAGAAGGGACCUAAGGGUUCCCGCGCAAAGGGUAUCAGCGAACUGAGAGAGACACAACGACAAACGAGUCUGUCAGCAAAGGUCCAAAACCGGAUCAAUGGAGGCCCUUGUGCACCACCAAACCCCGGCUUGGCCCCGACUCCAGGAUUCCUGAAGAGCGAACUUGUCAAGGAGUGCAUCGCCUUCUUCUUCGAUAACCUAUACCCCCAGCUACCGAUCCUCGACCGCAACUCUGCGGAACAGCAGGCGCUUGAAAUGGAGCAGAACCGUGGCGCCUACUGCCUGUUGGCUUCGCUCUCUGCCAAAGUACGUAAAGGCUACGAAUAUCUCGACUCCAUCAGCCUGAACGUCUUGGCUACCAACUUCUUCCUCUUCGCAUGUCACUAUGGACUUGAGUCGCACGAUCGUUCUUGGUAUUACCUUCGUGAGGCUUCCACCAUGAUCCACCUAACUGGCAUGCACCAGGAGGAUCACUACAUGAAGCAUGAGUCUGUAGAAGCUUCACGUCGUCGCCGACUAUUCUGGCUGGUCUACGCCACCGAGAGGGCUUAUGCCCUCCAGCGCAGCCGUCCUCUAACCCUGCAGGCGACCAUCAAUCUGCCCACAGUGAAUGAUGACAUGACCGACCCCCUUGCUCAUCAUCUCAACGGCUUUCUCAUUCUAAGCAAUCUCUUCAAGCCCUUUGACGACACCUUCAACAACACAUGGAGCAAGGCUCGCCACAACCUGUCGCCGCAAUACCUCGCCGGUAUGCAGAAGCAGCUUACCGAUCUUGUACAGUCCUAUGAAAUUAUUGAUCGAAAUUGA